Messenger RNA from Brachypodium distachyon (stiff brome), 3030 nucleotides. Its product is annotated as putative receptor protein kinase ZmPK1. The transcript has a single exon. Gene Ontology annotation, molecular function: ATP binding; protein serine/threonine kinase activity. Bases 221 to 2812 code for a protein of 863 amino acids. Gene Ontology annotation, biological process: recognition of pollen; protein phosphorylation. NCBI's taxonomy places the organism in Eukaryota, Viridiplantae, Streptophyta, Magnoliopsida, Poales, Poaceae. The record is from RefSeq and is a predicted model, not a curated record.
AAUUCCCCAAGCUCGCACGCGCGCGUGGAAUUAACGGUGACUCACUCACCCCCUAAACACCGGAAUAAAAAAAAAGCGUAUCUUUAUCUACGCCGGCGACCGGCGUCGACGAGCUCCAUCAGCAAUAUCUUUCCCUUUCCUUUCUCCAUCGACGACAGCAGUCCGGAUUUCCUAAUUUUGUCCCGACCUCCAGCUCAGCUCAGCUAGGCGCGCCGCCUCCAUGGCCGCCAAAGCUAGCAGCUGUGUUCUGCAGCUUCUGCUUGUGCUUCUGCUCGUCGUCGUCGUCCUCGCGGGGCAAGCGGCGGCGCGCGACAGCCUGCCGCGCGGCGGGUCCAUGGCGGUGGAGGACCACGCGGCGGACGUCCUCGUCUCCGCCGACGGUGCCUUCGCCUGCGGCUUCUAUGCCGUGUCCCCGACCGUCUUCACCUUCUCCGUCUGGUUCGCGCGUGCCGCCGACCGCGCCGUCGUCUGGAGCGCCGUCUCCCCCACCCGCCGCCUCUUCGUCCACAGCCAGGGCUCCCGCAUCUCGCUCGACAAGCGCCGCGGCGCGCUCACGCUCACGGAUUACGACGGCGAGCUGGUCUGGAACUCCUCCACCGCCGCCGAUCUCGGAUCAGCCGCGAGGCUCCGCGACUCCGGCAACCUGGUGGUGGAGGACGAGAAGGGGAAGGUGCUGUGGCAGAGCUUCGACCACCCCACCGACACCCUGCUCCCCACGCAGCGUCUAAUCGGCAGCGGCGGCGGCGGCGGGUUCGGGCAAGGGCUCGUCUCCUCCGGCUCCGGCAGGGCCCCGCUCGCCGCCGGCCACUACGGGUUCCGGUUCAGCGACUACGCCAUGCUUUCCCUGGUGUACGACGACGGCCAGGUGUCGAGCAUCUACUGGCCCAACCCUUACUUCAGCUACUGGCAGAACAGCCGCAAGAUCUACAACUUCACCCGCGCCGCCGACCUCGACACCGCCGGCCACUUCCUCUCCAGCGACAACGCCACCUUCGACGCCGCUGAUCUCGGGUCCCCCGCCGCCGGAGAAGGAGUCGGGAGGCGACUCACGCUCGACGCUGACGGCAACCUCCGCCUCUACAGCCUCCAGCAGCAGGACCAACAAGAAGCAGCCUCCUCCUUCUCCGGCUCCGGCGGGGCGAUGACGUGGGCGGUGACGUGGAUGGCUUUUGGGAACCCCUGCAACAUCCACGGCGUCUGCGGCGCCAACGCCGUGUGCCUCUACUCGCCGGCGCCGGCCUGCGUCUGCGCGCCCGGCCACGAGCGCGCCGACCGCAGCGAUUGGACCCGAGGCUGCCGGCGAUUGUUCAGCAACUCCUCAAUCGCCAGUGACCGUCAAAUUAAGUACGUGGAGCUGCCGCACACCGACUUCUGGGGAUUCGACCUCAACAACAGCGAGUACCUGUCGCUGGACGCCUGCCAGGAGCAAUGCUCCGGCGAGCCGUCGUGCGCCGUGUUCCAGUACAAGCAGGGCAAAGGGGAGUGCUAUCCCAAGAGCUACAUGUUCAACGGCAGGACCUUCCCCGGCCUGCCCGGCACCGCAUACCUCAAGGUGCCCGCUGAUUUUGAUGUGCCGGAGGUGAACGUCCAUCAAUGGCGGACCAAUGGCGUCGGCGCGGGCCUUGCCAUCGAGGAGAACAUUGCGCGAUGCAAUGAUGGCGCGAUCUUACCUGAGGUCUUGCUCAACGUCUCCAGUAAGUCGACGAGCGGCAAUCCGGGAAAGUCGUUGUGGUUCUACUUCUACGGGUUCUUGUCGGCCUUCUUUGUCAUUGAGGUGUUUGUGAUAGCGUUUGGGUGCUGGCUCUUCUCCAAGAACGGAGUGCUGAGGCCGUCGGAGUUACUUGCUGUGGAGGAAGGGUACAAGAUCAUCACUAGCCAUUUCCGGGCGUACAGCUACUCGGAGCUGGAGAGGGCAACCAAGAAGUUCCGCUGCGAGAUCGGCCAUGGCGGUUCGGGCACCGUGUACAAGGGGGUCCUGGAUGACGAGAGGACGGUGGCUGUCAAGGUGCUGCAGGACGUGAGCCAGAGCGAAGAGGUGUUCCAGGCCGAGUUGAGCGCCAUCGGCAGGAUUUACCAUAUGAAUUUGGUGAGGAUGUGGGGAUUCUGCUUGGAAGGUGCGCACCGGAUUCUAGUCUACGAGUACGUCGACAAUGGGUCACUGGCGAAUGUUCUGUUCCAGAAUGCUGGGGAAUCUGGCAAGUUCCUAGGAUGGAAGCAGAGGUUCAACAUCGCACUCGGCGUGGCGAAAGGGUUGGCAUAUCUUCACAAUGAGUGCCUAGAGUGGAUCAUCCACUGCGACAUGAAGCCGGAGAACAUACUGCUAGACGGCGAAAUGGAGCCUAAGAUCACCGACUUCGGCCUGGCAAAGCUUCUCAACAGAGAUGGGUCCGAUUCAGGCAUGUCCCGGAUUCGAGGAACAAGGGGGUACAUGGCACCUGAGUGGGUCUCAAGCCUUCCUAUCACCGAUAAGGUCGAUGUGUACAGCUACGGCGUGGUGCUCCUGGAACUGAUCAAGGGUAGGAGGGUCUCGGAUUGGGUGGUGGAUGGGAAAGAGGGGCUGGAAACUGAUGUGAGAACCGUGGUCAAGAUGAUCGUCGACAGAUCGAAGAGCGGCGAUGAAGGAUGUAUUAUGUACCUGAUGGAUGAACAGCUGGAUGGUGAAUUUAACCAUGUGCAGGCUAAGAUGAUGGCUCAAUUGGCAGUCUCAUGCUUGGAGGAAGAUAGAAACAAUAGGCCUGGCAUGAAGCAUGUAGUGCAGAUGCUUAUCUCUGCAGAUGAUGAAUCCAGAGAUCAUCAGUAUCCAGAAAUUUGAGCUGUGUCCAGUUUAUAUUGGAAGUGUAAAUAUACAACGAUCUUCAUCACAGUAAAUUAUGUAUUGGUAAAUCCAUGAUAGGAUAAAUUAAUGCAGAGAUAUACAGAGGUAAUUUUUGAAGUUUUCCUGUUGUAAAUGUAAGACCGGCUGCACUUGGAUUAGUCCUGCUUGCUGAAAUCUAUUGGUUUGUCAGUGAUAUUAUAGCUGAUUUGGGGGCA